Canis lupus familiaris (dog) is the source of this 1329-nucleotide messenger RNA. It is a transcript of the gene GATA4, whose product is annotated as GATA binding protein 4. NCBI's taxonomy places the organism in Eukaryota, Metazoa, Chordata, Mammalia, Carnivora, Canidae. Gene Ontology annotation, molecular function: DNA-binding transcription factor activity, RNA polymerase II-specific; zinc ion binding; RNA polymerase II cis-regulatory region sequence-specific DNA binding. The transcript is spliced from 6 exons. The record is from RefSeq and is marked provisional. The coding region runs from base 1 to 1329 and encodes 442 amino acids. Gene Ontology annotation, cellular component: nucleus. Gene Ontology annotation, biological process: negative regulation of transcription by RNA polymerase II; cell fate commitment; positive regulation of transcription by RNA polymerase II.
AUGUACCAGAGCCUGGCCAUGGCCGCCAACCACGGCCCCCCUCCCGGCGCCUACGAGGCGGGCGGCCCCGGCGCCUUCAUGCACGGCGCGGGCGCCGCGUCCUCGCCGGUCUACGUGCCCACGCCGCGGGUGCCCUCGUCCGUGCUGGGCCUGUCCUACCUGCAGGGCGGAGGCGGGGCCGCGGCGUCCGGGGCCUCCUCGGGCGGCGGCUCCGGCGGGGCCCCGUCGGCGGCCGGGCCCGGAGCCCAGCAGGGCAGCCCGGGCUGGAGCCAGGCGGGCGCCGACGGAGCCGCCUACACGCCCCCGCCCGUGUCGCCGCGCUUCUCCUUCCCGGGGACCACCGGGUCCCUGGCCGCCGCCGCCGCCGCCGCCGCCGCCCGGGAGGCCGCGGCCUACGGCGGGGGCGGCGGGGCGGCGGGCGCGGGCCUGGCCGGCCGCGAGCAGUACGGGCGCGCGGGCUUCGCGGGCUCCUACUCCAGCCCCUACCCCGCCUACAUGGCCGACGUGGGCGCGUCCUGGGCCGCGGCCGCCGCCGCCUCCGCCGGCCCCUUCGACAGCCCGGUGCUGCACAGCCUGCCCGGCAGGGCCAACCCCGCCGCCCGACACCCCAACCUCGAUAUGUUUGAUGACUUCUCAGAAGGUAGAGAAUGUGUCAACUGUGGGGCCAUGUCCACCCCGCUCUGGAGGCGUGAUGGGACGGGGCACUACCUGUGCAAUGCCUGCGGCCUCUACCACAAGAUGAAUGGCAUCAACCGGCCCCUCAUUAAGCCUCAGCGCCGGCUGUCCGCCUCCCGCCGAGUGGGCCUGUCCUGUGCCAACUGCCAGACCACCACCACCACUCUGUGGCGCCGCAAUGCUGAGGGUGAGCCAGUGUGCAAUGCCUGCGGCCUCUACAUGAAGCUCCAUGGUGUUCCAAGGCCUCUUGCAAUGCGGAAAGAGGGGAUUCAAACCAGAAAACGGAAGCCCAAGAACCUUAAUAAAUCUAAGACACCAGCAGGUCCCUCAGGCGGUGAGAGCCUUCCUCCUGCCAGCAGUGCUUCCAGCAACUCCAGCAAUGUGGCCACCAGCAGCAGUGAAGAGAUGCGCCCCAUCAAGACAGAGCCCGGGCUAUCAUCCCACUAUGGGCACAGCAGCUCCAUGUCCCAGACAUUCUCAGUCAGUGCGAUGUCUGGCCACGGGCCCUCCAUCCACCCAGUCCUCUCGGCCCUGAAGCUCUCCCCACAAGGCUACACAUCUUCUGUCAGCCAGUCGCCACAGGCCAGCUCCAAGCAGGACCCUUGGAACAGCCUGGCCUUGGCUGACAGUCACGGGGACAUAAUCACUGCAUAA